Molecule: messenger RNA, 4229 nt
Organism: Neodiprion fabricii
Lineage: Eukaryota; Metazoa; Arthropoda; Insecta; Hymenoptera; Diprionidae
Exons: 2
Coding region: 115-1350 (411 amino acids)
Source: RefSeq, a predicted model, not a curated record
CAUUACCCCAUUGCGUUCAUGAUCAAGUAGUUGGUGUACUGAAAUAGCCGAAGUGUAGUAUAAGAAUUGACAUCGCCAAAGGAAGUGGUUGCGAUUUAGUAGUCAAAUUUUUCAAUGGACGAAAUGCAGACAGCACUACCGGUAAAGGAAUUACAUAAUCUGCUACAAGAAACACUCGGGCCAAAAAUGACGAUUAAAAGUGUGGUAUGGAAACCGCUCACAAAUCCAGGAGAAAAUUACGGAAGUUUGAUAUACGGGAUUGAUGCGACUAUCGCAAGAAAUAACACAACUGAGGUUUUGAAUCUAGUUGUGAAAAUACCGCCUCCAACAGAAUAUCUUAUAGAUUUGUUUAACAGCCCAAUUUCUUUCUGGAAGGAACUUAUCUUUUAUAAAAAAAUUGUGCCUGAAUUUACGAAACUACAAAUGGAAAGUGGUAUAGACCCUGAUAAACUUGUCAAGUUCCCCCUUUACUAUGGUGGCAGAUUAGGAUUGACAGACCCUAACGUAUUUGACGAGCAGGCUGCUAUAGUGCUGCAAAAUCUAAUUCCUAAAGGAUACUCGGUGCGAGAUAGAUUAUUAGGCUUAGAUUUAGAACACACUCAACUUGCCAUUGAAGAGUUAGCAAAAUUACAUGCGGUAACGAUUGGUUUGAAAUUAAAAGAUUCUGAAUUUUUCAAACAUUCAGUUAUGCCUGCGUUAGUACAUGUCGCAAAUGACACAACAAUGGAGACUGUCAGAGAUAUGCUGAGACAAGUACAUGAUACUUUAAAAGAACUUCCAGAAGCGAAGCCAUACAUUAAUCGAAUUAAUAAAACUUUGAGAUAUGACUAUGAGGUUGAUUACCGACUUUCAAAACCUUCAGAGCCAUGGGGAACAAUGGUGCAUGGUGAUUAUUGGUCUAACAAUAUGCUGUUUAAAUAUGCCGAAAAUUCUCAUCCAAUUAGCAUUAAAAUAAUUGACUUCCAGCUUGGUUACUAUGGCUCUGGAGCCAAAGACCUAAUUUUCUUUUUAUUAUCAAGUGUGCAAGAUGAAUUAUUAAACAACAGUUUAGAAGACAUGCUUGAUUAUUACUAUAAGUCAUUUAUUAAUUCACUGACAUCAUUAAAGGUUGACACAGAAAAAUUUACGAGAGAAGGCUUUGACGAAGAGGUGAAGAAAUCUGCACCACUCAAAUUUGGACAGUGUAUUGGUAUGACGAAUGUGAUACAUUCAGUAAGAGGGGUCGUAAAAAAUAUGGAAGACGUAGGCAAAGAUGUAAAUUUUUCGGCUAUUGGAAAUAAUAUUAGAGUUCAAAAAAAAUUAUUACACAUUCUGCAGAUUUUUGAUAAAAAUCAAUGGUUGAUUGAUUAAUCAUAAUAGUAUGGGGUAUUUGAAGAGUAUUAUUGAUUGCAAAAGUGCAGGCACCUCAAAAUCAUAUGCUCAGCCAAACCACGUAGUUGAAAGGCCAAGAAUCAAAAGGACUAGAAAAAGCUUUAACAAUAAAUGGAAAUGAAAGUUAGAGAGAGCACCGUUUCUACAAAUGCCGAUACCUACAAUUUCGUUUCUACAAGUGGGAAUCCUACAAGUUUGUUCCCUCCCGUUUCACCCCGAAAGGUUCGUUUGUACAAGUGGCGAUCCUAAAACCGAAAGGAUCAUUUCUACAAGUGGCAGUAAGAUAAUUUACAUUAAAUUAAAUUAGAUUAAAUCAAAUUCAAUCAAAAUGUACGAAAUUUACAGUUAAAUGUAUGAGAAACGAACUUGUAGGCAUCAGCACUUGUAGAAACGAUACGCUCUCGAAAGAUAUAUCUAUAUUUUGACUUUGAACAAAUGCUGAAGCUAAAUUUGACUAUUUGAUUCCGAAUAUAAAAGUACAGAGUUUACAAAUUUGGCAAAUAUCAAUAUAUGGAUUCAAUCUUCAACUUCAAAAUGAUACCAAGAAAUUGAAAUCACCUUCGUACUUGGGACAACGCCAUUGGUGCUAGCAUUAUACAGGGACUGGCUUUUGCUGUACUAGAGAUAUUAUACAAAGUGUUAAACUCACUAGUCAAAUACCCAGGUUGUAUUACUGGUAGCAAGUAUUACACUGUACUAUUUUUGAUUGACUAUAUAUAUUAAUAACGUUGUAACAAGUGUUACGCUUCUAUACAGGUGUGUAUCGAAAUGUCCAUUUGAAUAUGUAAUAUUCAUGGACAUAGACACCUCAUUAAUUGUGCAAAUUGAAUCCAAUAUUGCGGUAUUCCAUAAUUAUACCACUCACACACAUUGAUAUUCGUUUAUUUCGAUAAUAACAGUUCAUAGGUAAGCAAAAGAAUUUUAGUAAAUUUAAAGAUGAAUGCUGAUCGAAUACUUGUACUCACUGCUAGAAUAUCUACAGCUGUAUCCAGUAUACUGAAUUCUGUGAUAAAACGUAGAUGCAGCACCCGUGUCCAUUGGCUUAAAGCAGGAUCAAAAAUGCAAGCUGCUUACAUGCUGACAGAAUUUUUGUUCCAUUACUAAUUCUGCUUCUGAAACCAAUUCUUCUUGAUUCGAACCCUGAAAUCAAAUUAUCUUCAUAUCAUAUGCAGACAAAUCAAUAGACACGUAUAUGUAUAAUAGCUGCAACAUUCGCCAGAAAAAACCAUUAGUAUUAUGGAAUAGAUGUGUUCAAUAAGUUGUUCACCUGAGUUCAGAUGACACUCUUUGAUGGUAGAGAAUCGUAAACCCGAGUUAAGGAUGACAAUUUCCUAAAAUUAUCAUUUUUAGAAAUGAGGAGUAGAACUCAGGAAAUUGAAAGUUUUCUAUCUUGUGUUCUUUGAGAAUUUGGGGUUCGAUUCACAUAAAAAUCAUCGACAACACUUCCAGUUUCUGUGCUUUUCGACAAGAGCUUCAAAGGAUACUGGUCACAUAGAAUGAGAUUGAAUAAGUUUAAAUUCGUGAUACAGAAAAUAUACUUGGGCAUGAAUGUGUAAAUGUAUCUUGGAACAUCCGAUUGGUUCCGCCGAAUGAAAUGAUUCAUUUUAGUCAAAUUUACGCUGUAAAAUAUUUUUACAUCCAAAUGAUAGGCAAGACGUUAAAUCUUUCUUAAAAAUUGACUUUGCGAUGCUACAAAUACCUUUAAUCUACGUUUAUAUGAAUGUAACAGAACCUAAGCUAGUGUAAACUCUAACAAAUAUCUAACAUUGAUAUUUUAAUAUUUAAUAUUUGCAUGUUUUGACCAAUCAAAGCAUUAUUUGAGUUGUUAUUCAAUAAAAUCAUAUAUUCUGUUGUUAAAUAGUAUUCGUAUUGCUAAUAUUUUUUUCUUCAUAUUCUUGGAAACUCUGUUUAGAGAUACCUACAUAUUCCAGACAUUUAUCAAGCUGAAUACUUUAUGCCAUUUGCAAUCUUGACUACAUAAAAUGUGCACAUUAGAAGACAAUAUGGUAAAUAUUUUAAUUUAAAUAUAUCCUUUUUUUUAAUAUCGGGUAUUACAAUAUUUACAGAUAGCAUAAUUCAACCUUUACUGUGCAUGAACAAUAUAAUUAUUGAAACAUUAAUGCUAAAUAUAAGUAUUCGUAAUAUUGUUAUUUGGUGUACCAAUAAUUCAUCAGAAACGACAUAAACCCAUAUUUAGAUGUUUUAGAUAUAUUAAGAUAAUUCUAAGCAUAACUAGUUUACCAAAUCAAUUGCAUAUCGAAAAACUGAAGAUUGAAAUCUAGUUCUCCAGUUGUAACAGUUGCUUUAUCAUUAUUAAUAUUACAGUCCACUCGCAAACGAAGAAAUUUAUCAUCCACAUGAAAUUCAUUGUAUUCUUCCCGAUAAAACAAUUCCAGCAAAUAUUUAAAUGAUAUUUCAAUUUACAAGCACUUCCAUAAUAAGGUAGAUCAAAAAGUAAAAAUGUGAAAAAGGAAUUUAAAUCUGUGUAAAAUUGAACUGUCAACUUUUCGUGUACAUUUUUCGUAGUAAAAAUGAUUAAUUAGAAUUAAAUACUCUGAUAGUACUGUAUAUUUCCCUGGCCUAUAUAGCUGCAAUAAAAUCAUCACAAAUCACUUUCUUAUUAAUUACUUGUGUAAUUGCUUGACCUCACAUUGAAGACACAACAUUUUUUGAGAAGACUUAAUAUAACAUGUACAAUUCUUUGACAGUGGAGUACUGCAGCAAUGUAGCAAGUAUCCAGAUGUAAACAGCAAUUAAUUAUACGAGACCUUGACAAAUUAAUACCAAUACUUGCUCUGAGAUCAGUAUGAAAGUACAACAGAGUACCACUGUCAAAGAAUAGUACAUAUAGUUAGGAA